This is a messenger RNA of Ruditapes philippinarum (Manila clam), 1559 nucleotides long. RefSeq names its product mediator of RNA polymerase II transcription subunit 25-like. Gene Ontology annotation, biological process: positive regulation of transcription by RNA polymerase II. Gene Ontology annotation, cellular component: transcription regulator complex; mediator complex. The record is from RefSeq and is a predicted model, not a curated record. NCBI's taxonomy places the organism in Eukaryota, Metazoa, Mollusca, Bivalvia, Venerida, Veneridae.
UAAUUUUAGAAAGGAGUUGCUAGGCACAUCCGGAAGUAAAAUGAUGCAUGAUGCUAUAAAUAAAAUUAGGGAAAAUACUUUUUUAUAGCAUAUUUUAAGCUCAGUUGAAACAACCUUGUAACGCAAUUUAUUCUAAAUUGACAGUUUGAAGUAGAUCCAUUUGGUUAAGAUGGUGGCAUUAGAUAAAACACCGGCAGACGUGGUGUUUGUUGUUGAAGGAACAGCAAAUCUUGGUGCAUACAUUGAAGAUUUGAAAACAAACUACAUCCUACCUACAUUAGAGAAAUUCAAUGGUGGACCACCUGAUCCAAUUGAUUAUGGUGAUGAUUUUAGUUGUACGGUAUACAACCUUGUGACAUUUUUCUCGGCUGAUAUAGCUCCAGACUCGGCCACAAGGUGCUCAGACCUAACAACCAGCACCCACCAGUUCCUCACAUGGCUGGACCAUGUACAAUUUAUCGGAGGUUGUGGAGAAUGUCACAGUCAUAUAUCGGAGGGAUUACGUACAGCACUACACGUGUUUGAUGAUAUUAAAGAGAAACGAAACAAUGACAGAUUAUCCCCAGAAAGACACUGUAUAUUAAUUUGUAACUCGCCACCGUAUGCCCUGCCCAGUAUGGAAGGAUGUAAAUACACUGGUUACUAUAGUGACCAACUUGCCAAUAUGCUUGCCAAAAGAGGUAUUAAUUUGUCUAUAAUAUCACCAAGAAAAAUACCAGCACUUCAAAAGUUGUAUGAAGAGGCUAGUACUACAGAUAUCCCUGCACAGAGCAAAGAUUUCUCCAUAGAUUUACAUCAUCUCAUCUUGUUACAUGGUUAUGAACUUGAAGAGAGAGCUCACACUCCUGUAUCUGGAGAAGAUGAACACAUGAAAUCACUACUUGCAUCUCCAGCCCCGACAGACAUUUUUAAAGUACCUACAACAGCUCCAUCUGUGAUGCCACAGCCAAAUCCCCAAACUUCACAACAUUCUCAACCAGCACAAUCACAACAAGGUAAUAUGCCACAGCAGUCUAACCAGUCAGUGCAGAAACAGACAAACCAACAGUUACCCUUCCAGUCACAGCAACAACCAGGCCAGGUACCGGCCCCUCAACAAAAUAAAUUAGGGAACCAGCAACAAGGCAUGAUGACUCAGCAGCAUCCACAACAGCCAAUCACAUCACAGCAACAGCAGAUGAAAGAUCAGCAACAGAGAAUGUUUGGUGGUGGUCAGAUGAACAAACCACCUGGUAUGUCAGUGACCAACAUGGCCCAGCAACAGCCUCAGUUACCAUACAGUACAAUGGGUCGACCACCAAACCAGACUUCACAGGGCAUAAACUCUACGGCAAAUCAGGAUAUGAGCAUGAUGAAUCAAGCCAGGCUACAGAACAUGGGAGGUCCUCAGAUGUCACAGGACACUGGUAUCAUGCCAGUUGUUGGUGGCAACCCUCAAACUACCAACAUGCAACAGUCAAAAUCAGGCAUGAUGGUGAAUAUGGGACCAAAUAUGGGACCUGGGCCACAUAACAUGGUACCAGCAUCUACUGGUAUUACAUCAAUGCCUUCUAGUACAG